GUGGGGGCUUCUCUCUCCCCCGUAGAGCGCAGCAUGAGCGCUCCGCAGCAAAAGGAUGUGUGAGCAGGCAGCGCGCUACUGUAGGGACGGAGUCCACAAACUGCUUAACAAAGAACAAGCCAAACUUCGAGCCCAAGAAAGCCGCGAGCAGCCGAACCCCGUAGCCAGUCAGGACAGCGAGUCCGCGACGGCAGCACAGUCCGGAAACAGCGGCGCCCAGCCCGGUGGAAUCGACGGGCUCGUCCGCUGGAUAGUCACCAAAAUGAGCGACAACAAGAACAUCUCCAGCCGGGAGUACGCUUCCAGCAAGGAGGAGGUGGCCGUGGCUCAGGAGCAGUUCUUCGCCCCGGAGCCACGGAGAGGCAUCUCCGUUAUUUUGGAUAUAUUCAGAAGAGCUGACAAAGAUGAUGAUGGGAAGCUGUCUCUAGAUGAGUUCCAGGCUUUCUUCUCCGAUGGCACGCUGAACGAGGAAGAGCUGGAGAAGCUGUUUCACACCAUUGACUCUGAUAACACCAGUAAUGUUGACACUAAGGAACUCUGUGACUACUUUGCCAAGCACAUGGGCGACUAUGAGGGAGUUCUGGCCUCACUGGAAACACUCAACCUUUCCAUCCUCAAAGCAAUGGCCUUCACCAAAAAGGUUUAUGAGAGAGGAACCAACGUGGAGCAGUUUGUGACCCGUUUUCUGCUGAAGGAAUCAGCCAAUCAGAUCCAGUCUCUUCUGAGCUCUGUGGAGAGUGCUGUGGACGCUAUUGAUGAGCAGCACAGCCAAUCAGGUCAUUUACCUGCCAAGGUGAGUCCACGGAUGUCAGAGAGGCGCAACGAAAACACUGUCCCUGACUAUCCCCCAAACAACAGAGUCAGUGCCAGAGAGGCAAUCAGGACCGUCAACACUGCUUCAGGUGCAGUGGAGGUGAGGAAAGAAGGUCUGGACGCUCAGAUCAACCGCCUGGCGGAACUCGUCGGACGACUGGAGAAUAAGACAGUCUGGUUGGAUCUGCACCAGAGGCUAACAGACACAGAUGGCACUACCAGCGCAUCCUUGCUGCUGAUUCGUCAGGAGAUGGUGGUUUCACAGAAGAAGCUCGGCGACUUUUGCGAGGCUCUGAAGCAGUACCUGAAGAACGUCUCUACUCAGAGAGACUGCUUUCAUGUGACUGCGGUGCGUCUGCCAGACGGUUUAUCCUUUGUCGUCUACGAGUUCUGGGAUGGAGAGGAGGAGUGGAAGAGGCACCUCCAGUCGGCCCCCAACAAAGCCUUUCAGCACGUGAAGGUGGACACACUGUGCCAGCCAGAGGCCGUGUCCUCUGUAGCCGUGCCAGCCGCCUGGUGCAGUGUGAACAGGGACUAAGCAGAAGAUAUACAACUACACCGCCACAACUCCUGGACACUCCCCACCUCCUCUUGAACCCCCCCCCCCCCCCCCCCCCCCCCCCGCCUCCAACCCUAACCCCCCACCCCCUUCCGCCCUUCCCCCCGCUCUCACACCCCCAAACUCCUCCUCUUUCAACCCUCACAUUCCUCAACUCUUUUUGUAAGUACAUGUUUACACAGUGCAAAUGAAUGGUGUCAACUGCAGUGAAAAUUGAACAAACAGUGCAUUUUACAAUGUGAGAUUACUAAUGCGUUUGCAUCUCACCAUCAAGGUAUUGGAUUAUGUCAUGUUCAUGUUUCAAGUAGCUUUGAGCCACCGUGAAGUGGAGUUUGUCAUGUAGCAAGGACCCUGGCCUUGAGUUUUUCAUGUAGCAGUUACUGUUUUGGGGUAGUAUUUGGGAAUAUGGCACUUUUUCCCACUCAUGUUAGGGUCGACCACAGCUAGCUCAUCUAGUUAGCUGUUAUUUCCUUCCACAUUUGAUCCCACAGACACAUGUUUUCAAAAGUAAAUUUUUAUUUGGUCUUGUAGCUGAUCAAAUGUUUUGGACAUUAUUCUCACAUCAGCCAUUCUGAAUCAACAUGUUGCGUAAAUGAGGACUAUCUACAGACCAAGUUGCUAGAACCACAAGGGCCUUGCAAGCAGUGAGUGGGUUUUUAGAAUGAAUAAUUACAAAAUGUAGAGUUUAAGAUUUCCUGCACUCAACAAGAACUAGCAAAAAACAGUCAAAUUUACUGGCUCAAUAACUAUGUAUUCAUACAAUAGGCUUAUACAAUAUCCAUUUGUAGGCCUACCACAUAAUGUCAAUUUGAGAUUCUCCCAAAUGGACCUGAAGGCAGCACAAUUCUAAUUCCAAAUGCCAAUUAGCAGGAAUUUAUGACGACCCGUUUUGCAAAACCCUCCUUUUAAGGUAGAAAAGACUCUACUUGAAUAAUACAAGGAAGGAAGAUAUAACAUAUCGGACAUCUUCAUAACAAAUUAAAGACAUUUUCCAUCUCAAAGUGAAUCCGUAUUGACGUGUGGACUAGUUGACUGAGGUAUUUUCCUACAAAUAGUGCUACUCUCCUACAUUAACGAGGGGACAAAAGCCUUCCCUCAACACCUCACCAUAGUUAUGGUGCGUUCAAUUUGAACUCGGAAGUCGGAAUUUACAAGUUCCCAGUGGGAAAUGUCAAAUGGAACGCCAAUUUGAAAAAGUGGUUAUUAAGACUUGUUGCAUUGGAACGCGGUCAACUGUGUUGUGUGACGUCAUUCCCCGGCUCCGACUUCCAAGGUAAAUGGAACACAGCAUUAUAGUCCUGUGCACACGCAUUACAUCAAAGAACUAGGGUUACGGUCGUAACUUUAGGUUUCAACUGCCUACUUGCAUCUUUCAGACAUUUCAGAUCUAUGUGUCUUGUUGCUUGAGCUUGUUGAGUUUUCUCACCCCGAGUAUAUUCAUGGACAAUGGCUGCUGUGGGAGUAUUAAGGAUGAUGGUAGGAGCUUAGUUAGCGUGUGUAAACAGCACGGCUUUGUACUGAACAACAGAACCAAAAUCUGUUUGAAGCCAGACAUCAUGAUUGUCAGUACAUCAGAUGGUGACAUUAACCGGCACCACAGCCCAGCCAAUAGGAGAGGGCCAGUUAUGGACCCUAAACAAUAAAAACAUUUCAGUCUUCACAAAUAUUUGGGUAUGCAGAUGUUAGAUGAUUUUUGAUUGACACACACAAAGAGAAACAUUGACAACAUUGUUUACUUCAUGUAGCUUUUAUUUCAUAAAUCACUUUGGGGUUGACUCUCAAACACUGACAUCAGGGUCAUUUAAAAGGUGAGAAGAACAGAUGGUUUAGCUGUCAAGGGAUCAUUUGUGACUUAGACAAGUGUCUGCUGCUACCUUAGACAGAAGAGACUAAGUAAAGAGAUGAAGGCAGCACCUCACCGUUCUCCAUGCAGCUAAAGUUUGUUUAUUUCUGCAUUAUGUUGGUGUAUUCCUUGUCUGAAUUGGCGGUGGGUAGCUUAUAUUAGCUGUGUAAGUCCAGUAGAGAUUGUACAUAUGAAAAUGUUGUUCUAUUAUUAUUAUAUUUGUAUUUAUUGACAUGUUUUAGUGCUUUGGUGCAAAUCUUUUCCUGAGUGGAAGCAGCAGUAGCUUUCUAGGUGCUGGGGCUUCUUGUAACAGUUUGUUUGAAUCAGAGUACCCACCAUCAGAAACUUCAGACAGAUAAACCCAUCUGAAUGACUUUGAAUAUGAAGCCUUAAACAUCACCACAUGCUAGAGUAGCUUUUAAGGGUUUUCAAAAGAUGACUUUCUUUUUUGAUGUGUAAACUCCCAGGAAGCAGGGAAAAGCCCAAUAGCAGUCUUUCAGUUCAGCGGCAUCAGAUUACACAACACCUCUUUUGUUUUUAAUUGGCAUAUUAUUGAUACAAAGACAAUUUCUCCAUAGCAUUAGAUUUCUGUGCAUCAAACCUUUUCAGUAUAUCGAUGGAAAAAAAGUACAAUGGCUUUGAAAUAGGACUUCACAUUACUUAGUAUAAUGUAGCUGAUAGAUCACUAAUAAAAAAAUAUCUCUCCCAUACAAUGAUCAUGUAUAUUACUGCUACCAACCCCAACUAUAGUAGACCAUGGUCUCAAUACCUUUGACUUAGCUGGAGGACAUUAUAGAAAAAUGUGGACCAUCAGAGUCAAAUGCUGGAUGGGUCUGAUCAGCUGAGUUUUGUCUUUCAAACAUAAAGAAAAAGACAUUCUCAUGUGACCAAUGACAAUUGUUUUUUGUGACCAAUGGCCUGUCUCGCAAUGUUAAUGUUCCAAUUGAGGGAGCAUUUGCAUGAAUUUUCCCAGUCAGGGACUUAUUUUUCUGAUUAUUUCAACACCACGUGAAUGCAGCACAAUUGCCCUAUCUCGCAAUGUGAUUGAAAGUGAGAAAUAAUUUGUGUAUCUGCAUCGUGAUUUGGAUACGCUCCAAAAUUGAAUGGAUUUUUUCUUGGCGCAUGCAACCCCCAGACAGACAGACAGACAGACAGACAGACAGACAGACAGACAAGCAGACAGACAGACAGACAGACAGACAGACAGACAGACGGACAGGCAGACAGGCAGACAUAGCGACGUCGCUUUUUGAUCCUUCGAUGUCGGCUCUUCCUAUCAUUGUGAAGCAGAAUUCACCAAGCGUUGGAUUGUUCACCCACUAAUAGGGAACGUGAGCUGGGUUUAGACCGUCGUGAGA
Messenger RNA from Etheostoma spectabile (orangethroat darter), 4573 nucleotides. RefSeq names its product N-terminal EF-hand calcium binding protein 2 (gene necab2). Gene Ontology annotation, cellular component: cytoplasm. Gene Ontology annotation, biological process: regulation of amyloid precursor protein biosynthetic process. Gene Ontology annotation, molecular function: calcium ion binding. Bases 56 to 1351 code for a protein of 431 amino acids. Lineage: Eukaryota; Metazoa; Chordata; Actinopteri; Perciformes; Percidae. The transcript is spliced from 13 exons. The record is from RefSeq and is a predicted model, not a curated record.